AUGCUAACUCCUCUCCUCUUCUCGUUUCUCCUCUUCCUUACCCCUAUGAGAGUGAGGCCCCAGGAACAGCGGUUGGUGAAGGUAGAAGAGGGAAGUGAUGCUGUGCUGCAGUGCCUUAAGGGUCCCUCAGAUUGUCCCCCAGAGCAGCUGACCUGGUAUCGGGGGUCCCAGUCAGCACCCUUCUUAGACCUCAGCCUGGGGUUACCAGACCUGGGCAUCUACAUGGGGACCCUGGGCAUCCUGACAUUCAUCUUCAACAUCUCUGAUCAGAUGGGGGGCUUCUACCUGUGCCAGACGUGGCCCCCCUCUGAGAAGGCUGGGCAUCCUGGCUGGACAGUCAGUGUGGAGGACAGUGGGGAGCUGUUUCGGUGGAAUGCUUCAGACCUAGGCUGUAGCCUGGGAAACAGGUCCUCAGAGGACCCCAGGCCCUCUUCUGGUCACCCCACCAGCUCCCAGGUGUAUGUAUGGGCCAAUGAUCACCCUGAGGUCUGGAAGGGAAGGCACAUGUGUGUUCCACCUAGGCAAAAUCUGAGCCAGAGCCUCAGCCAAGACCUCACCAUGGCCUCUGGCUCUACACUCUGGCUGUCUUGUGGGGUACCCCCUGACACUGUGGCCAGAGGCCACAUCUCCUGGACACAUGUGCACCCCAAGAAGACUAACUUCCCACUGAUGAGCCUAAACCUGACUGAGGGUCAUCCAGCCAGAGAGAUGUGGGUCCUGGGGACUGGUCUAUUGUUGCCCCAGGCCACAGCUCAAGAUGCUGGCACCUAUUAUUGUCGCUGUGGUAACCGGACCAUCUCAAUGCACCUGGAGGUCACUGCCCGGCCAGUACUAUGGCACUGGCUGCUGAGAACUGGUGGCUGGAAGGUCCCAGCUGUGACUUUGAUUUAUCUCAUCUUCUGCCUGGUUUCCCUUGUGGGCUUUCUUCAACUUCAAAGAACCCUGAUCCUGAGGAGGAAAAGAAAGCGAAUGACUGACCCCACCAGGAGGUUCUUCAAAGUGACACCUCCCCCAGGAAGCGGGCCCCAGAACCAGUACGGGAACGUACUGUUCCUUCCCACGCCCACCACCGGCAUGGGACGCGCCCAGCGUUGGGCAGCAGGCCUGGGGGGCGCAUCCCGGUCCCACGGAAACCCACGCAGCGAUGUCCAGGAGGCUAGAGCCGCGGGGUCCCGGAGCCCGCCCAGAGCCGGCCCAGGACCAGAGGAAGGGGAGGGUUUUGAGGAACCAGACAGCAAGGAGGGCUCCGAGUUGUACGAGAAUGACUCCAAUCCUGGGCAGGACCAGCUCUCCCAGGAUGGCAGCGGCUAUGAGAACCCUGAGGAUGGGCCCUUGAGUCCUGAGGAUGAAGACUCCUUCUCCAACGCUGAGUCUUAUGAGAAUGAGGAUGAAGAGCUAGCCCAGCCAGUCACCAGGACAAUGGACUUCCUGAGCCCCCAUGGGUCUGUGUGGGAUCACAGCCGGGAAGCAACCUCUCUUGCAGGGUCCCAGUCCUAUGAAGAUAUGAGAGGGAUCCUUUAUGCAGCCCCACAGCUCCACUCCAUCCGGGGUCAGCUUGGUCCUGAUCACGAAGAAGAUGCAGAUUCUUAUGAGAACAUGGAUAAUCCUGAUGGGCCACAGCCAGCAUGGGAAGAUGGGGGCCACAUGGGGACCUGGAGCACCAGGUGA
Messenger RNA from Otolemur garnettii (small-eared galago), 1668 nucleotides. It is a transcript of the gene CD19, whose product is annotated as CD19 molecule. Gene Ontology annotation, biological process: B cell proliferation involved in immune response; regulation of B cell activation; B cell receptor signaling pathway. Bases 1 to 1668 code for a protein of 555 amino acids. Lineage: Eukaryota; Metazoa; Chordata; Mammalia; Primates; Galagidae. The transcript has 14 exons. Gene Ontology annotation, cellular component: external side of plasma membrane. The record is from RefSeq and is a predicted model, not a curated record.